Molecule: messenger RNA, 1369 nt
Organism: Phlebotomus papatasi
Lineage: Eukaryota; Metazoa; Arthropoda; Insecta; Diptera; Psychodidae
Exons: 2
Coding region: 142-1020 (292 amino acids)
Molecular function (GO): nucleic acid binding; zinc ion binding
Source: RefSeq, a predicted model, not a curated record
GUCAAGGAAAUUGUCGAAAUUAUUUGACAAUUCUGGAAAAUUCCCGUGAAAUCGUGAAGCAGUUUUGGUUAUUGUCAAUUUCUUUUUUUGUUUUAAUCGUAAGAAGAGUGAUAAUUACAACUGUAAAAGGAUUGGAGCACAAUGCCACAGGAAAGGGGAAGACUCCGUAGGAGUCACGGAGAGUCAAUGCGCGAAGAACUGGCCCGUUUGCGCCGAGAAAAUGAACAACUCCGGGACCAAAUUGAUCAAAGAAGAGAGCAUAGGCAGGAAACUAUGUGGAAGCCGACUUCAUCAGAACUAAAAGAUAUGGUGCCCAAGUUUCGCCCUGGAGAAUCUGUCCACAUGACAGCAGAGAGAUGGGUUAAAACUCUGGAGGAUUUGGCAUCCAUGCACCGAUGGAGGCCAAAUCAGACCCUUCACUAUGCAUACGUGAGGCUCAGGGGUGCCGCUUUGGAUUGGUAUGAGUCUAAGAGGGCUGAGUUGACGGAGUGGGAAGUCUUUAAACGUCGUAUUUUGGAGGCUUUCCCAGAUACGACUGAUUGGACAGUGACACAGCAGAAAAUGAUGUCAAGGCAAAAGAAGGACAGUGAAUCUAUGGAAGACUACGUGUAUUACAUGCAGCUACUUGGAGAUUCGAUAAAAAUGCCAACUUCAGCCAUCAUUAAGAUGAUAGUAAGUGGUCUGACGGAUCCAGCGAUCAAGUCUCAUGUUGCUAUGGGGGAGUGCGACACAGUCGCAAAGCUUUUGGUGAAACUCAAAGAAGCGCAAUCUGUGGUGAAAUUGGAGGACGCUAGGAAGCACUUUUUGUCAAACUCAGAGAAGAAGGAAGAGUUGGGAAAAGAAUUUUGGAAAGAGAGGGAAGAAAGCUGGGAGCCUCAAGAAAAGAAGAAGAAGAUUUCUCUGGAUGAACAUCACAAAGAGGAAGCAGAAAGGUCUAGGGGUUACAACAAAGACAUAGUGUGUUUCUGGUGCAGGGAGAAGGGGCAUAUUGCCCGAAAAUGCCCGAAGGAUAAUUCCUAAUUACCGAAUUGAAGCGAUGAGGGGAGCUAUCGCUCAAGAAAAUGAAUUUUGUGAGACCGCCAAUUUAAAGAUGCUGAUAGUUGAAUUGAUAAAGGUAGUAAAGAUGUCUACGCAUUGAAAGGUUUCAUGUAUCAAUAUGGCGUGAUUAAGACAUGGUUCGAUUUAUGAGGAAAAGAGGUAGUGAUAUCCUUUGUUAUUCCUGCUCUUGGUAGGAUGAGUAUGGAAUAUGGCUUGAUUUUUUUGAAAAGUGUUGCAGUUAAUCAAUUUCAAAAGAGAAAAUCAUUUAAAUAUUGAGAGUUUAUGAUGAAUUGAUUGAAUUAAAGUUUGUAGUUCAAAAUUCUGUAUUUGU